UUACAAAAAUAUUGGUUUUAUCCUUAUGGACUAUGAUCCCUUUACCUGUUCGGUGGAUAAUUAAUAAGCAAAAACAAUCAUGUUUUGAUUGUCGUUUUGUUUAUUUUAUUAUUAAUUAUUUUACGAUUUAUUUUAAUGAAAGAUGAGUGAGAAAUUAAGAGAACUACGCGAGAGAUCUCAAAAACGAAAAAAGCUUCUAGCACAGACAUUAGGUGUCUCGAGUGUGAGCGAAUUAAGACAUGCGUUGGGUUCAGCUCUAGACGUACCUGUUAAAAAACAAGCUGUGUCUGGAAGCGGAGGUGAAGGAGAUAAACCCACCAGUAAGGACCAACCGGAUGAACUUGUAUACACCGACUCCUCUACAUUUUUGAAGGGCACGCAGUCAUCAAAUCCUCACAAUGACUAUUGCCAGCACUUUGUUGACACAGGUCAGAGGCCACAAAACUAUAUCCGAGAUGUUGGUCUCGCUGACAGGUUUGAGGAAUAUCCGAAAUUACGUGAACUCAUUAAACUGAAAGAUGAUUUAAUUGCGGAAACUGCAACACCACCUAUGUAUUUGAAAUGUGAUCUCAAGACUUUUGAUCUAAAAGACAUGGCUAACAAAUUCGAUGUAAUUCUCGUGGAACCUCCUCUGGGCACUGGAUGGAGAUGGGAAGAUGUCUUAGCUCUUGAGCUCCAGCAGAUAGCACAGCCAAGAUCUUUUGUAUUCCUAUGGUGUGGAAGCUCUGAAGGUUUAGAUAUGGGCAGGGAAUGCCUAAAGAAGUGGGGCUUUCGUCGUUGCGAAGACAUCUGCUGGAUCAAAACGAACAUAAAGAAUCCGGGGCAUUCGAAAAACCUCGAGCACAACGCGGUCUUCCAGCGAACCAAGGAGCAUUGUCUGAUGGGCAUCAAAGGCACUGUCCGGAGGUCGGUCGACGGAGACUUCAUACACGCUAACGUGGAUAUCGACCUCAUCAUAUCUGAAGACCCGGAGUUCGGCAGUACAGAGAAGCCUAUUGAGAUAUUUCACAUCAUGGAACAUUUCUGUUUGGGUCGGAGAAGGGUACACCUGUUCGGCAAGGACUCCACGAUCCGUCCGGGCUGGGUGACGAUCGGCCACGAGCUCACCAACUCCAACUUCAACGCGGAGCUGUACUCGUCGUACUUCGCCGAGGGCCGCGAGAGCACCGGCUGCACCGACAGGAUCGAGGCCCUCAGGCCCAAGAGCCCCCCCAACACCAGCAAGGGCACCCGGGCCAGGGGCAGGGGCGGGUUUAGGGGCAGGGGGAGGGGCAGAGGGGCUAUCUAACUAAUCUAGAUUGUGAAUCGAUUAAAACCUAGAGGUUUCACUUGUAAUCUCGCAUGUAAAACUUCCUACUCACACAGACAUUAAGUAAUAGAAUGUUGAGAAAAACAAGGGGUUUUAAUAAUGUUUUAUAUACAAUACGAUCACUCCAUCAAUCGUUUAUAUAAAAUAUUGGUUGGUGUUCCGUCCCGUAACAGCUUCUUCUACAAUACAUAUACCUAUUUAUAUUAUUAUUAUUAUUUUAUUGUGAAUAAUUUCUUUUUUUUUCUGUGAGUACGUAAUACGAAACAAUUUGAUUUAUAUGCAUUAUUAAAUUCUUAUUUAUUUUGUACUGGAUCUGCGACAUAUUAUUGUGUGGAUCGGAAUGCAUCAUUUCCGUGGGAAAUGGUUCCUCGACACGACACUAGCGCCGCCACCUGCCCGUCUUUUAGACAAUCUGUGCUUUUAGCGCGGCAAAAAAACAAAAACAAAGCUUGUUACGCUAAGCUGCUUUCGCCGCGACGGCAUGCAUAUAAAUUUAAAAUAGUGUGUAAAGUUUCCCCUUUCAUAAAAAAAAAGAAUUGCUGAAAAUUAAGAAUGGCUGGACUGAUUCUGCAGGCAAUACUCAUCCUCGACCAGAACCCUCGGACGUGGUUGUGGGACGGUUUACGGUUAGUCGUCAGACCUAGGCCAUGUCCUAAUCAGAUAGUAUUUUAAAUCACUAAAUAUAGUUCAAUAAUUGUAACGUUUUUCACGUCAUAUGUGUCUGUAUUUAAUCUCUAAUGAGAGUUGUCCGAUGAAAUAUUAGGAAUGUUUAAUCUGUAAUGAGAGUUGUCCGGUGAAAUAUUGUGUUUAUUAUUGUGGCAACAUCUUACGUAUUGUUAGUCUGCCUUAUUUAUUGAUUCGAUAAAAAUAAAUCGCGGUUAAUGCUAUGUACCGGAGCACUGACGAACAACCUGAAGUUGACAUCUUGUUUUUUUUUGUGAAUUGAUGCGCAAGUGUAAUAUUGUUAUAAGAGCCUCUUCUACAGAUAUCGGAUUAAUAGAUAUCAGUUACUGGUCAUGUAGGUAUCUAAUUCACAAAUUUACCAACGAUUUCGUUAUGAGAAAAAAUGUGAGGUUACUUGGAUACCAUUUCAAGCAUGACAUUGUAAACAUUAAGUUAAAUUGGACUCUUGAAAAAUUCAGAGGGAAAUAAAAAAAUUAGAAUUUUAUAAAACUCAUCAUACCAUGAAUAUAAUAAUGAUUAAUGUAAGAUAUCAGGAAAUUCAAAUCUGACAAGUUCGGGUGCUGUAGCUACCUCUUUUUUGAUACACAAUAAUAUGUAAAAUCAAAUGUUCUUUAAAAGACAUUUAUUUCACAUUUUUAUCGUAUCUGACAUCCGUUUUAUAUUUCAAGACUUAGAAAUUUAAGAAAAUAUUCAUCUAAUGUAAACAUUUACGUAUUAUUUUAAAUAAUA
Messenger RNA from Bombyx mandarina (wild silkworm), 2722 nucleotides. RefSeq names its product methyltransferase like 14 (gene Mettl14). Gene Ontology annotation, molecular function: mRNA binding. Gene Ontology annotation, cellular component: RNA N6-methyladenosine methyltransferase complex; nucleus. The record is from RefSeq and is a predicted model, not a curated record. Gene Ontology annotation, biological process: mRNA modification. Lineage: Eukaryota; Metazoa; Arthropoda; Insecta; Lepidoptera; Bombycidae.